CCGCCGCGGGCUCCGCGUCUCCGCCGGCGCGUCCGGGAGCGAGCGGACAGCGAGCCCCGCGGGACUGGGAGCACUCUGGCCGACCCCGGGUGGUUUUUAAGGAACCGUUUCUCCUUAAAAUGGAAAACGAUACACUGUACGAAGAGGAGAAACGGAGCGUCUGCACCCUGCCCUUAGUAGGAACGACGUUCGGCCCAGGCGCCGAGACGAGCGGCGAGUAACUAGGUGCUCCCUUUGUAACGACCCCCGGGCGUUUGGAGGGGGCUUUUCUCGGCGCCGCCUCGCUCCUGACCUGAAUUUCCUUCGUAGUAACCUGCGAGGGGCGGAGCACGCUCGUGACUCCGUUUUCCCAAAAAGGGUUGAAAACGAGCUUUGCAUUUAUGAGUGUACGAUGAAAAAACAUCGGGUCAGAAGUUGAGAUUUCCACUAUCGAGAAACAACGGAAAGAGCUGCAGCUGCUUAUUGGAGAAUUAAAAGAUCGUGAUAAAGAGCUCAAUGAUAUGGUUACAGUACAUCAGAGACAACUUCUUUCAUGGGAAGAGGAUCGGCAGAAAGUGUUGACUUUGGAAGAACGUUGCAGCAAGUUAGAGGGUCAGAAAUAUAUAAGCAGUAUCUGUUACACACUUCUAUAUGCCAGCCUAUUCAAAGGACUCAUGGGUGAACUACAUAAAAGAACUGAAAUAAUCAGGUCCCUCACAAAGAAGGUAAAAACUCUUGAAUCGAAUCAAAUUGAAUGCCAGGCGGUUCUUCAGAAGACUCAGCUACAGCUUCAGGAAAUGGCUCAAAAGGCAACCCAUUCCUCUCUCCUCUCUGAAGACCUCGAGGCUAGAAACGAAAAUCUCAGCAACACAUUAGUGGAACUUUCUGCCCAAGUAGGACAAUUACAAGCUCGAGAACAGGCUCUCACUACAAUGAUAAAGCUAAAGGACAAAGAUAUUAUUGAGGCCGUCAACCACAUUGCAGACUGCUCGGGAAAAUUUAAACUAUUAGAGCAUGCCUUGCGUGAUGCGAAGAUGGUGGAGACGUGUAUCGUGAAAGAAAAGCAAGAUUACAAGCAGAAAUUGAAGACACUUAAAGUUGAAGUCAAUAAACUGAAAGAGGAUCUAAAUGAAAAGACAACAGAAAAUAAUGAACAGCGGGAAGAGAUCAUUCGCCUCAAGCAAGAGAAAAGUUGCCUGCAUGAUGAACUGGUUUUUACUGCAGAGAGAGAAAAAAGGAAAGAUGAGUUACUUGAUAUUGCAAAGUCAAAGCAAGAGCGCACAAACGCAGAACUCCAUAAUCUGAGACAGAUUUAUGUAAAACAACAGAGUGAUCUGCAGUUUCUUAAUUUUAAUGUGGAAAAUUCUCAGGAAUUAAUACAGAUAUAUGACUCAAAGAUGGAGGAAUCAAAGGUUCUGGAGUCCAGCAGAGACAUGUGUUUGUCAGACCUUGAGAAUCACCGCCCGAAAGUCGACAUCAAGAGGGAGAAAAAUCAGAGGUCAUUGGUUAAAGAUGCAAAAUUUGAGACCACGUUCCUGCAAAAUCGGUCAGACAGGAGCCCCUGUGAUGUGUGCAAAGAGAAGAGGCGACAGGGUAAUCCUUCGUUUGGGGAAAAAAGUGUAUUUGCUAUCUCAUCUCUGUUUACAAAAGACUUACUGGAGAAGCAAAAGUCUUGGUCUCUGGGAGGAAAAAUGCAGAUCGAACCGGAAAACCAAAGUAGAUUGUGCAAGAUCCACGCCAAGUCACCAAAAGGUAAUGGGAUCGGGAUUCAGAAUGAAGAGAAACAACUCUCCGACACAUCCACGUCAUCUGAUGAGAGACAGUGGCAUGAUGUCAACGUGUACCUGGGCCUCGCCAGCUGCUCCGGUUCCAGACAACCAGAAAAGCCGGAUGUUGAAAGUCAAGAUGACAUAGAAAGGUCUGGAGUCUCCUGUUGCCAUAAAAAUGAGACCUGUCUGGGGGAGAGUAACAUGUAUGAAUCCAAAUGCUGCCACCCGAGUAACUUCAUCAUUGAAGCCCCAGGCCCCAUGUCUGACAUGGAGUGGAUGAGCAUUUUCAAGCCUUCUAAAGUGCAAAGGAUUGUUCGCCACAAAUCUGUGUGUACUUGUUCAGAAAGUGCCGGUGGGAGGAAGUACAACGCCGCCACGAGUGAGCUAAUUGCCAUCCAGCAUUCCCACUGUUCGGGUUCUUCAAAAUCUGCUCCUAGAGAGGAUGAGAAAUUGAUAGAGACAGAGCCCUCUUCAGAUGCAAAGAACUCACCUAAGAUUUUGUUAUUCAACAAAGAGGCACCAUCGUCCAGUGACAAGGAUGACUUUUCACCCACAAGUAAGCUUCAGCGUUUGCUGGCAGAGUCUCGCCAGAUGGUUACAGACCUGGAGCUGAGUACUCUGCUCCCCAUCAGCUCUGAGAAUCUCAGCAGCAGUGCCAGAAACAACUUAGAAGUCGCAGAAGAGUCAGCUCAGAAAAAUACCUUUCUUAGUAAUUGAAGAACACAAAAGUCAACUUCACUGUUCAUUGUGGUCAUAGAAGCCAAUUUCUCAUCUUUGGAAGGCAGGAAGCAGACAUCAAUACCUAAUACUUAACCUUGAAAACAAAAAGGGGAUUGUAGUCCUUUGUAAACAACAUUUAAUACCAAAGGGAAGCAGAAACUGAAAGCUAAUUUUUUAACAUCUAUAUUUUGUUUGUUUUCAAGUUGACUGUUUUCAUGAUGAGGACAUUUUUUUUUUUUAAUGUGUAAGAAAUUAGACCUUACUGUGUAUUCUCUAUAUACAAACGUGGAAUUCUGCUCAGAGAGAAAAGGACUUUUCUGUAAAGAUGCAGACUACGGUUAAAUACCGGAGAAGCUCUUUAAAAGUGUGGACAUCAAAUAGAGAACCCCUGCAUGUAAAAUGCUGUUUUAACUAUCUGCUUUUAAAAAAAAACCUGUGCAUACAUUUAAAUUAUAACUGACAGCUUAUCAGAGUCAGCUGCAAAUCUAUGAGAAGUAGUAUUCUCUUCACUGGUGGCUUUACCCCUGGAUUUUGCUGUGUAGAAUAGACAUAAAAUGAUAUAUGAUACAAAAUAUUUUUAACUGGAAAGUAUCUCCUCACUUACUGACAAUUGAGGUCCUUCUGUCCCAAAGCUGAACAGAGCCCCAUCUCAUCUGGGUCUGUAGUAGGUCCCAUCUACUUACACAAACAAAAGCUUAUUGGAAGAUCAGGUUUUAUAUGCAUUCUUUUUAUCAUUAGAGACUAAAACGCUUCCCUUUUAACUUAUAAUUUAAUUUUUUAAAAAAAUAUACUGUGUGCAUUUCUGUCCCUUGUAAGAGAA
Neogale vison (American mink) is the source of this 3288-nucleotide messenger RNA. RefSeq names its product coiled-coil domain containing 62 (gene CCDC62). The record is from RefSeq and is a predicted model, not a curated record. The coding region runs from base 501 to 2465 and encodes 654 amino acids. The transcript has 13 exons. NCBI's taxonomy places the organism in Eukaryota, Metazoa, Chordata, Mammalia, Carnivora, Mustelidae.